Messenger RNA from Corticium candelabrum, 3043 nucleotides. Its product is annotated as GPI ethanolamine phosphate transferase 3-like. Gene Ontology annotation, molecular function: mannose-ethanolamine phosphotransferase activity. Gene Ontology annotation, cellular component: endoplasmic reticulum membrane. The transcript is spliced from 7 exons. Lineage: Eukaryota; Metazoa; Porifera; Homoscleromorpha; Homosclerophorida; Plakinidae. The record is from RefSeq and is a predicted model, not a curated record. Bases 1 to 2925 code for a protein of 974 amino acids. Gene Ontology annotation, biological process: GPI anchor biosynthetic process.
AUGCAAAGAAAGUUCGACCGAAUUGCUGUUGUUCUUAUCGAUGCGAUGCGGGCAGACUUUGGCAUUUACGAGCCUCACUUGCCACCCGCACAGACACCGUUUUACAAGAACAAGUUGCCUGUAAUUCACGAGCUUCUCACUUCGGGUGAAGGACUAGAUGCUCACAUGUUUCGUUUCGUCGCCGAUUCUCCGACUACGACUACGCAGCGUUUGAAGGGACUGACGACCGGCUCGUUGCCGACCUUUAUCGAUGCCGGAGAGAACUUUGCUGCACAGUCCGUGGUAGAGGAUAACUGGAUAAAGAGAGCGAACGAGAACGGUUUGGUGUCUGUUAUGUUGGGCGAUAACACGCUACUGUAUCUAUAUCCGGGACUCUUCGACAGACAGUUUGGGUUUUAUUCGUUCGACGUGGCGGACCUUCAUUCGGUAGACAACGGCAUACUGCAAAAUCUCUAUUCGGAGUUGGAGAAAUCAGACUGGAAUGUUUUGGUGGCUCACUUUCUAGGCGUUGAUCACGCUGGCCACAGAUUUGGUCCAAACCACCCAGAAAUGGCUUCCAAGUUGUCUCAGAUGGAUGAAGUCUUGAGAGAAGUCGCUAACACAAUCGACAAUACUACCCUGCUCGUUGUGAUGGGGGACCACGGCAUGACGUCGUCUGGAGAACACGGCGGAGACAGCAGCCACGAAGUGAAUUCUUUUCUCUUUACGUACACUCCUUCGUCUGUGAUAGCCUCGUCCCCAGACUCAAGUAAACCUGGCAGUGAAAGUGGUGCUCUGCGAGACGUCUCUCAAAUCGACCUCGUCCCGACCAUCUCUCUUCUGCUCGGAUUGCCGAUCCCCUUCUCUAGUCUCGGUUCCGUCAUUCCAGAGAUGUUCGCCUCCGAUCGCGACAACAACCGCACCCUACUAGAGGCGAUGCGUCUGAAUUCCCACCAGUUGCAUCGCUAUCUCGACGCCUACGCCAAAACGUCGCAAGACCUUCCGUCCGCACAACUAGAGCAACUCACGACAGACUUCGAAACGCUAGAGAAAGGCUUCCACGCCUUUGUGUCUAAAGGAGAAGACGGAGACGCACAGCUGUUACAGAACGAGUACGAGAAGUAUUUCCAAAAGGUGCAGUCGAUGUGUAGAGAAGUGUGGGCAAAAUUGGAUUUAGUCUCGAUGAGCCUUGGCGUGGUCGUUCUCGCUUUGUCUUUGUUACCAAUACUGAGCUUCUUGCUGGACAACGGUUCGAGUCUAUGCGGUCGGCUACAGCGUUUUACCAAGUUAUGGCCACUAAUACUUACAGGUGGCACGUUUGGUUUGUUAUGUGGUAUUCCUCUCCACCUGAUCCUAGCAACAAAGGGCAACGAAGAGUUACCCAUUUUCCUCUGUUUUGGUUCUGCUCUUGGUUCCGUCUUUGCGUUCGUGUACUUCGAACGCGAAACGUUCACGAAGUUGUCGCCGGCGGCUUUCUGGACGACGCCAAAGAGCUGGAUAGCGCGCGCAGACAACGCGUCUGCGUCCUUCUUAGUGCUCCUUCAAUGUGUCGGUUCGUUCUCGAGCAGUUACAUAACGUACGAAGACGGUAGCGUCAACUAUCUCCUCAUAUCUCUCUACGUCGUCUAUUUCUGCAUCGCCUGUCGUCGUCUGGUCGAAUCCGAGAGCAAACUGUGUGAGACAAACACUCCGAUAAAGUGGGAGAAAUUCAAAGUAGUGGGCGUGUCUGCUCUAUUGGCGGUGAUCUGCUGUCGUGCAGCAACUUGCUUUCACGGAUGCUUUGAGAUGAAAGUUGAAUGCGAGCGUUCGUCGUUCUUGACGUCGUUAGCUGCAGUGCGACCGCUAAUCGGCUCCCUGACGGUCGCUCGUUAUGUCGUUUCUUGCUCUUGUGUUGCUCUCUUUCCUGCAGUUUGGUGGUUUAUGAUGAAAAGGAAUGGCCAACUGAACGGCAACGGUUUAUUGCAAGCGGCUGUAUCUUACGGGCUGCCUGUGAGCGUCGCUUGUGUUUGGAUCUAUUGGGCGCUGCAAUUUCUGCCCGCAGCCGUUCUCGAUCGACUGCCCAAUUGGCAACAUACUACAACUCCCCGGAUCGUCUACGUCAUCAGCGCCAUCACAGUUUUGGUGAUACUCGUAGGACCGAAUGUUUUGAGGGCAGUAAAUGGCAAACCACAUUUUAAUCAACUAGAAAGAUCGGUUGCAUUGUCAAACAGACGUCGCACCCGUCUGUCUCACUUCUCUGUGCUUUGGGUAAACACGUGGUUGGUACUUACUCUUCUUCAAGGUGACGGCUUAGCACCCGCUAUGCUGCUCUUCGCUUUACAAGCAGCUUUCACCAUCAAUUUUAUCGCUCUUCUUCCCAACGGAAAGCACAAAUCGAGAACGGAUGUAAGUUGGUGUGAUAUGGUCAUGUGGACGACGUUGAGUUAUCACUACUUUUACUGUACUGGUCAUCAGCCUCUACUGUCUGACAUCCGCUUUGAAGCUGCCUUCGUGGGACUCCGAGGGGCAGUCCACGGUGUCUUCUCUACAGCUCUAUCUACCUUUCUCAUACUACUCAACACGUUCACCUCACAGACUCUUUGCGUUGUUGGUCUGCCGCUCUUGCUGUUCGCUAAGCAAAGACUUUCUUCGACCGCUUUUUCUAACGUCACUUCGAUGCAAAAUGGAAUCGAGGGAGGAGAUAAGGGGCCCCUCCUGUCGACCACCGACGUUGACAGCACGUAUCGAUCGAUAUGUCGACUAUGUCUACUGUACACGGUUUGCCGCACAUUCAAGGUUAUGGCAACUGUUGUAGCGUCGGUAGUGUUGCGAAUUCAUCUCUACACAUGGAGGUUGUUUGCUCCUCGGUUUCUAUACGAAGUCGUUGGCUUCAUGUAUGAAGAAGUGCUACUGUUGGUCAUAUUCUUGUUUGUCGUAGCGCUAGACAAUAGGAUAAGAUCACAGUAGCUUGAUUAGAUCUUUGUAUAUAUAUAUAUAUAGUUCUUAUUGCUGUGCUUUUGGUCUGCUGCUCACUCAGGUGCAUGCAGGUAUAGCUUGUCUAGCUACUGUGUAUAGUAGUGUGCGG